AUGGAUGAACUGCAGGCUGUUCGCUAUCUGGAAUCGUUGAUCGGCCAGACGCUGCGGGUGCACGCCACAGACACCCGCAUGUUUGUCGGCACUUUCAAAUGCACGGAUGCGGAAAGGAAUAUUAUCCUCGGAAACACGUACGAAUAUCGCUUUCCUUCCUCCUCGGCCAUCAAGGAUGCAGCAGCAAAGACGAAUGACGGAGAAGAAGUCGUGGCACCUCCGGAACGAAGAAACAUCAAAUUGGAUAUGACGAGUCGGUUUAUUGGUCUUGUUGUUGUGCCCAGUCAACACAUUACGAAGAUUGAGCUUGAGGAAACCCCGCAACAAAGCCACCUCCGGGACACACUGAGAAAGACAUAG
This is a messenger RNA of Aspergillus clavatus NRRL 1, 360 nucleotides long. RefSeq names its product LSM domain-containing protein. NCBI's taxonomy places the organism in Eukaryota, Fungi, Ascomycota, Eurotiomycetes, Eurotiales, Aspergillaceae. The transcript has 2 exons. Gene Ontology annotation, cellular component: NatC complex. The record is from RefSeq and is a predicted model, not a curated record. The coding region runs from base 1 to 360 and encodes 119 amino acids.